AUGCAUCUGGUUAACGCUUUCGCGGCUCUGGCCUUCACAGGCUGCGCAUCAGCCCUGCCCCAAUCGAUCCCCCUCGGUGAAGUCGCUGAAAUUCCCGCCGCGCCAAUUACUGAGACUCCGCUUGGAGAGGGUGCUGGUACCAAGGUCGUUCCUUAUUCCCCUGAUGCUGUGGUUGCCGACACCUUCGCCUCAGUCCUCGCGGAUCCUGCAUCUGCCGACAAGUCACUGAAGCGGAGAGGCUGGGACUGCUCAGAACAGCCUCUGGGAAAAGGCCCAGUCCCGAACCCUGACACUCCAGAGGCUUUCCUGGCUAUCGAGGAGAUCUCGAAGGCUGCUACUGAUGCCUCCACGCCGGCUGGCUAUGUCAACAAGUUCAAGAACUUGAAGGGCAGCAACAACGCCGUGGCGUAUCUUGGUUACAAGACCCUAGACACAUACGACACUCAAGCCUGUGCCGACUCCUGCACUGAGAAGGAAGGAUGCUCAGCGUUCAACAUCUUUUAUGAGAGAGACCCUUCCGUAGUUCCUGCCGAUUCAUGCUCCAACCCCGCUAGCACUACAGUCAUCAAAUGCGUACUGUGGGGUAGCCCUGUGACAGCCGAGACAGCUGUCAACAGCGGACAGUGGCGCGCUGAUUUCCAUGUAGUCAUUGCUGGCUCAAACGGUAUCGAACGUGUGGUGCCUGUAGACGGCUACAGCGGCGAGUCUCUUGGAAACGUCGCAAUCAACGCCCCGAACGACUGCAACGGUGACGAUACUUACAUGGGCUACAAGCUCUUCAACGAUGGCCAGCCAUUCGAACCCGCCCGUUGCGCUGCUGCCUGUGAGGCCGAGACCAAGUGGAACGUCGAGCACCUCAACAGCCGCAUGCUGUGCAAGUUCUUCAACACCUACGUUCUGAUGAAGAAUGGCGAGCCUCAAGGCCAGUACUGCUCCAUGUACACCCAGAAAUGGGCGAAGAGCGUUGCCGUCAAUGAUGGCCAGUACCGUGGAGACGACCACUACACGAUUGCGUCCAGCUACUCUUACUCCAACACUGCCGACCCUGGAAAGCCCAAGCUCCCUUGCGAUGUC
This is a messenger RNA of Alternaria rosae, 1074 nucleotides long. RefSeq lists its product as uncharacterized. The transcript is spliced from 4 exons. The annotation marks the transcript as partial. Lineage: Eukaryota; Fungi; Ascomycota; Dothideomycetes; Pleosporales; Pleosporaceae. The record is from RefSeq and is a predicted model, not a curated record.